AUGCAGUAGCAGUCGAUAAAGCACAUAUAAAAUAGGUACUUGAAGACAAGGGAAAAGGAAACUGAGUCUCUCACAGAUGAGCUGCCAAAAGAGGUUUGUAUUGAGUUAGAAGACGACGGGUUAUUUGAAAGUGAUGAUGAUGAUUAUGACACAAGGAAUACCUAGCCCACAAACAGAAGUAAUACUUUACUAAUUAAUUUUCUAGGUUAAAAUAGGAAGCUAACGAAUGAAAAGUAAUUGAAGUUUGGUAGUUGUAAAGGGUUUUCAAGUGAAAGGAAAAAUGUAAUUCUAAAAAAGGUCAGCUAAGAUCAACUUAAGUAUCUCAAAUAAGUCAUACUAUCUAAACAAAGUGACUAUUCUCAUACUAAAAAUAACUAUGCUGAGUCAAGCUUCUAGGGUUCCAGCGUGAAUCUGCUUAAUCAUAACAAAAAAUCAUUAGGAUUUUCAGGACAAUACGAAUAUUCAAAGUCUUAAGAGAAUACAAUGUCAUUCAGGCCAAAAACUGCCUCUGAGUAAAAUGAAUUUAUUUUCGGAGAAGUCAGAUAACCUUUAUUCAGCAAAAAUCACUUCCUAAAAGAAAACUAAAACAAAUUAAAUUAAAACCAGCAGUAGUAUUCAAGUCUAAGGCCUAUUUCUGCUUAUAUAGGCAUAUAGUCUUAAAUGUCAAAUAUUAACUCUAGUGAUUAUGAUUAUCAAAUCCCAAUGCGAUCUUUUGACAAUAGCAAACCUGAAGAGGGCUAAUCAGAUACUGUUUCUAAAAGAUAAAUCAUGAAGUAUAAUAGUCUGCUUGAAAAGUAGAAUAGAAUAGAACAGUUCGACAGAGAUUAAGAUAUACUGGCUAAUGGCUAAGUCAUUGUAAAAACAUAGAGUUUAACCUAGCGCGAGACACCAAAUUUAGCAGUAUUAAAAUCUAAUGCUCCGUUAUCCAGCAUUAUAAUAAGCCAGUAAAAUAUCUAAACUCGAAGAGCGAUAAAAGAUAUCAAUCUAUCUUAAAACUCCACUCAUAAAAUCUAAAGUCUAAUAUCAGCAACUGAUAAUACGAAGCUUAAAAAGUAAGAAAUCAUUUAACUAUCUCAGAAAGAGUAUAAUGAAUAUAUGAAGAGUAGAUAACCUAUUAAUACUACCGGGAAUAUCUCUGAUUAAUAAAAUAACUCAAAUAAUGUUGGCCAGAAUAUGCUGACUGGAAUACCGAUAUUUUAAAAGGACGAAAGGGAAACCAAGAUAAUACCAAUUAAUAAGCAUAAGAAAUAAGUAUCUCAUGAUAACUAUUUUAGUUUGAAUAGUACUAGCACCACAUCUUUCAUACUGAGACCUGAUUUAUUAGGUCAUCGUACCAAGAGGGAAAAUGAAUUUAUUGUUAAAAGUUACUUUACCAAAAGAGAAUUUGGAGCUAAUAGAGAGUAAAGAACAGGUUCAUAUGGAGCAUCAUAUACAAAUAUUGGAGAUCAAGUGGAUUCACUUGGGAAAUCUUAGAAAUUCAAGAUGAUUUUAAAGAAGGGUGAAAGUAGUAAGAAUUAGAGUUAAGACCAAGGCAAGAAAAAGCGAAUCAUAUGGGAUUUAUAUACUACUGUCCAUACUUAUGAUAAUUUUUGA
Messenger RNA from Stylonychia lemnae, 1593 nucleotides. The record is from the annotation of a GenBank genome assembly. NCBI's taxonomy places the organism in Eukaryota, Ciliophora, Spirotrichea, Sporadotrichida, Oxytrichidae.